AGACUUGCAUGUUUUCAUUACAUUCUUUAACGAUGAUAUGUAACAAUCAGUAAGUGUCAUGCGUGGACGAGAAAUUCUUGAUGAAUUUAAGCCCGGUUUACUCUGUUGACGUUCACACUCGCAGAUCGUUGCUGAUUGGUGGUGUGGUCCAUGACCCGCCAAUCGGCGUCGGAAGACGGUUUUCCUGCGAAUGUCAGCCGUCAGGUCCGAGGCAAUCGGUAUCUCGGGAACGUAUGUCGUUUUUCGCAAUCCUUUGUGUAUCCAACGAAUGAUCGAUGUGUUACGAUUACCGUUCACUCGAGAUUAUUUAGAAUAUUAUUCUACACUGUUCCUUCUUUUUGUGUCGAGAUAAAUCCGCUACUGUUUAAUUGAAAAUUUACCAGCAAUGACGAAAGGAUUUAGGGGGAUAUUUUUAAAUUCGGUGAACACAAAUUCAUAGAGAAAAAACAAAAAAAGGGAUUGGGAUUUUAAAGUAACAAAGAGACGUAUAGAUAUAAUCUUUUUGUUUUAAGAUAAGAUACUUCUUUAAAGCACAAAAGUUCUAUAAUACGUACAAAUGCAAAUACAUCUGUAAUCUUUUGCAAUAAGUGUAUUAAAAUACUCAAAUGGCAUGAGGAUGUUUACAAAACAUUGAAAACCUUGGAUUAUUGUCUCAGUGGAGAUACUGAGUUACUGCCUGCCAACAAUAGCACACCUACACUCUUUGCAACUAUACAGUAAAUGUCAUGAUAAAAUAUAAUGGCUAUCAGAAAGGUUUUGCUGGACAUUCAGUGUUAAAUACAUGAUAUCUGAAUUAAACACAUCAUCCUAUAAAUUCAAAAUACUCUAAUUAUUGAAGAACAAGAUCAACAGAAUUCUAUAAAAUUGACUGAAUAUAUAAAUUUAAAACAAAACAAAGAAACAAUAGAAUAAUUUUAAUGAUUCUGUUUUAUUAUACAAAAAGAAAGGGUAUAUUAAUUUAUGAUUACAAUACUUUGUGGUAUUCUGUCCUAUUGAUGAAAUAAUAUGGUAAAAUUAAAUGCGACCUUCAAGAGAAGUUUAGGAGCACUUUAAUUAUUUGUACUGCAACGAAAGAAAAAAUACAAACUUUUAUUUUGUUGAACCAAUUCAUGAUUAAGAUUUGACAUGAUAUAUAUGUAUAUAAAUAAAGUCUUUUAGUUUAUGAAUAUUGGGUAAUUUUGAGUGCAUUUGACAAAUUUAAAUUAAUGUAAAAAUUACCUGUAAAUAAAUUAGCGAAACUGUAACUGAUUAUUUUUAAACAAAAUGUAUAAAAAUUAUUUUAAACGUUUACAUCAGUGGUUGUACAUAAUUGAGAAACAAAAAGAAGAAGAAACAAUACAUUUGAAAUUUUGCCUGGAUGAUAGAGGACAAAUUUGUUAACCCUAUAUAAAACAAGGGUUAAAAAAUGGACAGUUGUAUCUCGGGGGUAGUGCAAGUAUUUGUGGGUGAAUGGAGCCCAGAAUAUGAAGCACUUUCAAUUAAAGCUACAAAACAAACUUCCUCAGCUGAAAUAGUGGAGUGUAUUAUAGAGAGACUUGGAUUAGUUGAUGCAUCUGUUUCAAAUGGUUAUGAGUUAGCAGAAGUAGUAGGAAACUCUGUUGGGCAAGAAUGUAAAGAAAGAAGACUUGGGCCAUGUGAGUGCCCUGUGGCGCUUAUGUUAUUAUGGCCAAAAAAUGCAGCGCAACAAGAAUACUACAGGUUUUACUUGCGCAAAAAACAACCAGAUUAUUUAUGGUCAGAUAGUAGGUUUCCCAUGGAUCCACAACUUCUCAAGGACUAUUUUAAUAGAUUCCUAUAUCAACCACGAGAUAAAGAGUAUCCAGAUCUAUGUCAACUUCCAGAUCUUAAUGAACAAACUCUAUUGGACAACCUUCGGGCUAGGUUUUUAGCUGGAAACAUAUAUACAUAUGUUGGCAGCAUAUUAAUUGCAUUGAAUCCGUUUAAAUUUUACCCUAUUUACAAUCCAAAAUAUGUAAAACUCUAUCAAAAUAGAAGGUUGGGGCCAGAUAUACCUCCACAUAUAUUUGCCAUAGCUGAUGCAGCUUAUCAUUGCAUGCUUAAAGAAAAAAGAAAUCAGUGCAUUGUUAUUAGUGGUGAGAGUGGCUCGGGUAAAACAGAGUCAACAAAUUUUCUACUGCAUCAUUUGACAGCGCUUAGUCAGAAAGGUUCUCAUGGUAGUGGUGUUGAACAGACAAUACUUAGCGCUGGUCCAGUACUAGAAGCAUUUGGAAAUGCAAAAACUGCACAUAACAACAAUAGUAGCCGUUUUGGUAAAUUUAUCCAAGUGAAUUAUAAAGAAAAUGGAAUGGUUCAUGGGGCGGUCGUACAAAAAUAUCUUUUGGAAAAAUCAAGAAUAGUUUCUCAAGGAAGAAAUGAAAGAAAUUAUCAUGUAUUUUAUUAUCUUUUGGCUGGAGCUAGUGAACAAGAAAAGCAACUUUUGCAUUUAGAAAGUUGCGACCGUUACAAUUAUUUAAAUAAAAGUGGCUGUUAUGGACUAGAAAAUGUUGAUGAACGACAUGAAUUUUCAAGGUUGAAACAGUCUAUGGAAAUGGUUGGAUUUACACCAGAAAAGCAGAGACGAUUGUUUGCAGUUCUGUCAGCUGUUCUUUUACUUGGUAAUGUGGAGUUUCAGCCUAGAAAAUCUUAUCACCAUCACGAUGAAGCUGUGGGAGUUAAAAAUCCUGAAGUGGUUGCAUUGAUAUCUGAACUUCUGCGAGUAAAACAAGAAACUCUUUUGGCUGCACUUACUGCUAAACGUGCAAGAGCGUCUGGAGAAACAUUAGUUAUUAACUAUAGGCUUCCAGAAGCAAUUGCAGCAAGAGAUGCUAUGGCUAAGUGUUUAUAUGGAGCUCUAUUUGAUUGGAUUGUACUUCAGGUGAAUCAUGCUUUACUUUCAAAGAAAGAUACCCUCAGAGAUCAUCAAGGCAAUAGCAUAGGUGUAUUAGAUAUCUUUGGUUUUGAAGACUUCAAAAUGUGCAAUAGCUUCGAACAGUUAUGUAUAAAUUAUGCUAAUGAACAACUACAACAUUAUUUCAAUCAACAUGUUUUCCAAUAUGAACAACGAGAGUACAGAAAACAGGGGAUUAGGUGGACAGAUAUAGGCUACAGUGAUAAUUCAGGUUGUUUAAAUUUAAUAGAAGGGAAACCGAAUGGCCUUCUUUGUCUUUUAGAUGAUCAAUGCAACUUUCCGGGUGCAACGAAUGAGACACUGCUACAAAAAUUUAAUACAGUACAUAAAGACAAUCCAUUUUAUGAAGCACCACAACGACGCGAAGCAGCCUUUGUUGUACGUCAUUAUGCAGGAUCUGUUAAGUACCAAGCUGCUAAUAUGAGAGAAAAAAAUCUGGAUUUAAUGCGACCUGAUGGUGUUGUUGGUGUAUUGAAGAAUUCUUCCCUUGCUUUUGUUCGAGAAUUAGUGGGUGCAGAUCCGGUUGCGGUAUUUAGAUGGGCAAUACUUCGAGCAUUUUUUCGCGCUCAUUUUGCUUUCCAAGAAGCUGGUCGAGCUCAUAGACAUGGUCGAGCUGAUGGUACAAAAACAUCUAUACAAAACAGGUAUAGGACACCGAACGAGAAUUUAAUAAGUUUGCACAAACAUAAUCGUCCACCAAGCUAUCAGAAGCAGCGCAGUGUCUGCAUACCAUCAACUAUACCCAUUACCACAUUAUCUUCUAUACAACUCGAAAACAACGACAAUGUAAACAACAACCGAUUGUCGUGGCCACAAUCUCGAAACAUUAAUCAAACGCAACACCCGACAAAUGUAACCACGAUGAAGGGUUACUUAAUAAGGGGCAGGGAAGACCAGCCUCAUAGUAAUAAUAAACUCAGACGGGAUACUCAUAACCCGCUAGAGAGGGUGCUUCCAAAAGACGAAGCAAACGUCAUGGAACGCGCUAAUCAAAUAGUCAUGAAAAAUAAAUCAUUUCGACCAAGAGAACGGGGUAAGAAGGGUCUAAAAAAUCUACAAACUGUAAAAACACUUGCUGGAAGAACGCAAAGUUACGGCUCAGGACCUGGAAAAGCAAGAAAGCAGCCUAUGACAGUAUCUGCACAAUUUCAACAAAGUCUGCAUAGUCUUAUGGAUACAUUAAACCAAGCAAACCCUUUCUUCAUUAGAUGCAUUAAAAGCAAUGCCAACAAGGUACCAAACGAGUUCGAUGAAGAAACAGUGCAACGACAGUUAAGAUAUACAGGAAUGUUAGAAACAGUCAGAAUAAGACAAGCUGGAUUUAACGUUAGAUUAACAUAUGAAGAAUUUAUUCAAUUGUAUAGAAUGUUAUUACCUAAGGGUUUAUUAAGUUCUCAGUCUGACGUUAGAGAUUUUCUAUUGACACUAAAUUUAAAUAGAGAUAAUUAUCAACUUGGAACAACUAAAGUGUUUCUUAGAGAAUCAGAAAAAAUUAAACUAGACAUUGAAUUACACCAACAAAUUAUUACAAGCAUUACAACUAUACAAAAAUGGUUCCGUGCGUGUUUAGAAAGAAGGAAAUUCCUUAGAUUGAAAAAUGCAGUUGUGCAAAUACAGUCAUUUUGGAGGAUGGUCAUUGCCCAAAGAUUCGCGCAUUCUUUACGUACUAGAAUCGAGGCUGUCAUUCACAUCCAGUCUGCUUGGAGGGCAUAUAAACAGCAUAGUUGGUUUAAGAAACUUAAGUCCUGUGUAAUUAUGUUUCAAGCUCAUAUUCGCGGUAAUAGAGCGAGGAAGACUUUCGCAGAAUUAAAAAAACAGAAAAAAUUGCUUGUUGAUAAAAUCGGAGAAUAUAAAGAAACUCAAAAUCAAGGAGAGCUUGUAUAUGAUAACAGUAAGGUAUAUCCUAGGCUCAGGAAUAGCGAAGAGUCACUCACAGAUCAGGGCUUGUUGGAAUUUAAUACGAUUCGUAAAACGGAAUCUCAGAAUCGUCUUACGUCAGCAAGAGUGGAUAAUGUACUUCGAGAUAGUACAGCUGAUACGAGUAUGUCAUAUUCAAAGCGUAAAAUUAUACCAAAUACAAGAAUAUUACAAGAAUCUAGCUCGAUCUUAAGAAACACGGAUUCUUUUCCUUCGGAUGAAUUUAAUGAGCGUAAAAGUAGCUUGGAAAGUUUGACUAGUUUAAGAAGCUAUGAAUCUCAAGUGAGCAACAGUUCUGAAUCUCAAGACAAUUCUUAUGGCAAACCGGUACCGAGCACUAGAACGAAACGCUGUGAUCAAUCUCCAGUAGUUGCCGCAAAUACAAACUUAGUAAAUGCUUCGAGCCGAUUGUCGUCUGUUAAUAAACGAGCAGACAGUUCAUCGACGGGAUAUAGCGAUGGAGAAACUGAUACAGAAAUUCCGAGUACAGUACAAAGUGCUCCGCCUGUUUUUAACACAACUCCAUCAUUUCCAAGUCCACGAGAAAUUACAUACCAUCAAUCUAACAUGAGUUUAACGCAUAGUCCAAAUUCAGACGUCUGGCGUCGCCGAGCAGACUUUUCUUCGUCCAUUAAUUAUAGUGAUUAUUUACUGCCUGGUCCUCAAAAAUCAACCUUGACGCGUUCUCCAAAUGUUUCUCAAUAUAGAAGUAUAGCGGAUAACAUGUUCGAGCAAGUGCAACAAGACAAACCAAACGAAGCAUCGAAUUAUAAUGUGAAAUUGGAUAGUGACCGUUUUAUUCAUAUGGAUAGUUCAUCAGCUAGAGAACAACGUCGAUUAAGUGAUAAUAGUGUACCGAGCGAGCGGAUUGAAAGCGUCCCAGUUUCACCUAUCAGACGUGAUCAUGGUUAUGGCCACAGUAAAGAAAUGAAAGAUUUUAGUUACUUGAGAAGACAAAACUCGGAAGGAGAUACAUCUAUGAAAUUAGAUGCUGUGAACGAUGAAAAUGCUUUAAAAAGUCCCUUGUUGAAAGGAACUUCGCCCAAGGAGAAAAAUUCGAAACCAAAGGAAAAAUGCGAGCCCGACGUGCCUGUCAGAAGUGCCAGAAGAAAUCGUCCCACUCGGGAAGUCCAGUGUCGAUCUAUGGGCGAGAGUGUAUCAGAAACCAACAGUGGAGAAACCAAAAGUCUAUUUCUGGGUACGAUCAAAGAGAGUGACCUACAUAAAGCAACAACUAUAAGGCCUCGGAAAGAUAGUCCACAUGAUACACCAUCCAGAUCGAUAACAGAUUGGCCUGUAAACAAAAAUGAAGCUACAUCUAAGAUGCAACAACCUGGAAAGCGCAUGAGAUCCAACGCUAUAACAACACUAGAGCUGAGGAGAAGAAAUUCGGACCCAGCGACUAAAAUAUCAGGACUUAGCGAAGACAAACCUGGAACUGAUACAAGUCCCAAUGACCUAAAACUCGCACCUGGAAUGAAUCUAUUAGAAUGGAAAGGCAAUCUUUUCACGUUAGCCGGUCAUUGUUUUAGAAAAGUAGCAAGGUUUGCCAAAGACGAUGUGUGCGUAUGUUGCCACGAAAAGAUGGAUGCGUUCGUAACACAGGGGUACAAAUGUAUUGAUUGUAAACAAUUAUACCAUGUCAAAUGUAUUCAGAAUGGCGGAGUACUUAAAAUGCCAUGUAUAUUAGCGAACACUCCAGGUAGGCGAAAACACAGGAAACCACCACGAACGCCAUACGAUGCCUCGAAACAAGUAGUGGUAUCGAAAUUCAGCUUAACCGGUACAUCCGCGUUCUCUGACAGUACUGAUAAGAUUAUAUCCGACGCGAAAGAGUUAGCUCUCAUGCAAGAUUUUAUUACGAAGAAGAUAUACAUAAUGGAAGGACAAGAGGAAGGCAGGAAGCCAAGCGAAGUCGAUCGUGUAUUUAGGCAGGCUUUGCGUAAAUUUAAAGACGACCUAGUGAUCACUUACAGCGUUGCUAUUCAGCAAGGUGUGGAAGGCAACAUCAAAUACACUGACUUAAUUGCGAACUUUUUGCACGUAAUAGAAACAGUCUGCAAACAAGAAAAUACCAGUGAAGAUUUUCCCGUGACGAUGGGAGUAAAUGCAUUUAGAGGAUUCAUGAAUGAAUUUAUGACGCUAGUCAAAACAGAAGCACCAGAGAAACAGAGCAAAAGCAAACGUAAGAAGGAAAAGAAACGAAAACAUGAAGAACCAAUACGUCAUGGUAAUCAUAUGUUCCAGCUAACUAUUAUAAACAUUCCUACAGCUUGUGAAGUGUGUACAUCUUUCUUUAUGUGGCCUAUCGAGCGAGGACUUGUCUGUCAGAAUUGUAAGUUAACGUGUCACAAAAAGUGUUAUAUAAAAGCAUCAGCAGAAUGUGGGAAGGAGGCGUUGCACGAAAUGAACUCACGGAAAAUAUUCGGUGUACCGUUGUAUAAAUUGGACUGUGGUGACGGUAAAGUACCGAUAGUGGUAGAUCGGUUAAUUACAACCAUAGAGAUGCAUGGUCUGUAUACGGAAGGUAUAUAUCGAAAGAGCGGUGUCAGUUCCAAAGUGAAGGAAUUAAAAGUGAAAAUGGACGAAGGUGAUCUAGAGAAAGUGGACUUUGAGAAUUAUCAAGUACACGUGCUCGCAGCAGUAUUGAAAAGUUUCUUUCGAGAUAUGCCAGAGCCUCUCCUCACUUUCGAGUAUUACGAUGAUUUUCUGCACGCUGCGAACUUAACGGAUCCUCGGGAUCGAAUCAGUACGCUAUUUGCAAUUUUGAAGAAGCUGCCGAAGCCAAACUUCGACUUGAUGGAACGACUGAUCGUUCAUCUAGCUAGAGUAGCGCUUCAUGAAGUCGACAAUCGAAUGUCUCCGUCAGCCCUAGCAAUAGUCUUCGCGCCGUGCAUUCUAAGGACGAAUAGGACGUUGCCCGCGCAAGAUUCUUUACAAGAUGUUGGCAGGCAGACUUGUUGCGUCGAAACGAUCGUACAAGAGAAAUUGAGGGUCGUGCGAGCAACUUUAGCCGACAUAAAUACACUCGAAUCCGCUUGUCACACGGCGACUUAUCGUUUAUCCAGUUUACGAUCUUCGAAAAUCUUCAGCCCAGAGGAGUUAAGUGCGGCGACCCCAAGUGUGACUGCCAGAGGUGUUACUACAGAUCGAGAGAGAGAUCGAGGCGAUGAAGAGGAGGCGCUUCUCGUCGAUCAUAUACAAGAAAUCCAGAAGGAAAAGGCCCUACUAACUUCAACUCUUCCCAGCCUAACGAGAGCUUCUUCAGACGACGACCUACUUCUAUCUGCCACAGACUUGGACGAUGGAUCUCUUGACGAUCUUCUUCCAUCUUCUGCCGACGGACUCGUAAGAAAGAGACCUAUCCAGAGGCAAAGUUCUGCAGACAAUGCAUUUCCGACGAUCAUCAGUGUCGAUGAAGACAUGGUAAUGGUAUGACCAUCCACGAUAAACGUUACCACGAAGAAUGAUGAUCGUCAAGUGUAGCAACAUGACACACGCUGUGAAGCGUUGACUGACGGCAGCGAAUCGACGAGUCUUACUUCUGGUCUCAUCGGCAAGCCGCUAGUAAUUUAAAUAAGUAGUAAACACGAUAUUAGGUAGGUCUAGUAAUUUGUUCCACACGAAGUUCAGCUGAUAAUUCGAUCAAACAUUAUAUAUAUAUAUAUAUAUACAUAUAUAUAUAUAUAUAUAUAUAUAUAUAUAUAUAUAUAUUAUACUU
Molecule: messenger RNA, 8546 nt
Organism: Bombus terrestris (buff-tailed bumblebee)
Lineage: Eukaryota; Metazoa; Arthropoda; Insecta; Hymenoptera; Apidae
Product: unconventional myosin-IXa
Exons: 15
Coding region: 1406-8263 (2285 amino acids)
Biological process (GO): intracellular signal transduction
Cellular component (GO): myosin complex
Molecular function (GO): ATP binding; protein binding; microfilament motor activity
Source: RefSeq, a predicted model, not a curated record